Messenger RNA from Trichophyton verrucosum HKI 0517, 786 nucleotides. RefSeq lists its product as uncharacterized. The record is from RefSeq and is a predicted model, not a curated record. Gene Ontology annotation, cellular component: proteasome core complex. The transcript is spliced from 2 exons. The coding region runs from base 1 to 786 and encodes 261 amino acids. Lineage: Eukaryota; Fungi; Ascomycota; Eurotiomycetes; Onygenales; Arthrodermataceae.
AUGAACUCGCUAUUAACCCACCCAGACCCUCACAGCCAGCCUGUUGGGUACUCUUUCUCAGAGCAGUCAAGCGGCGCCAAACAGCACAGCUUCUACCCAUACACGGACAAUGGUGGCUCUACGCUCGGCAUAGCCGGUGACAAUUUCGCUAUCCUAGCAGGCGACACACGAUCAGUCUCUGGGUACAACAUCAACACCAGAUAUGCACCCAAGGUAUUCAAGAUCGGCGCAGACGAGCACACCGGAGAAGGCGGCCACAUUAUUCUCUGUGUCGUUGGCUUCUCUGCCGACGGCCGAGCUCUCAAGGAACGACUCGACGCCAUCGUCAAGAUGUAUGAAUACCACCACAACAAACCAAUGUCCGUUAGAGCGUGUGCACAGCGUCUAUCCACGAUCCUAUAUUCAAAACGGUUUUUCCCAUACUACGUACAUGCUAUUCUGGCUGGAGUUGAUGAAGAGGGCAAGGGAGCUUUGUACAGCUAUGACCCUGUGGGUUCGUAUGAGAGGGAGUUCUGCAGAGCGGCUGGGUCGGCGGCUAGUUUGAUGAUGCCUUUCUUGGACAACCAGGUCAAUUUCAAAAACCAAUAUGUUCCCGGCAGCGGUCAGGGUAACGCAUCUGUGGCCAGGAAGCCCGAACCUCUUUCCAGAGAGGGUGCACAGCAGCUAGUACAUGAUGCAUUCACUAGUUCUGUGGAGAGACAUAUUGAGGUUGGAGAUGGGCUGCAGAUGAUGAUUGUCACCAAGGAUGGUAUAGAGGAGGUGUACCGCCCACUCAAGCGGGAUUAA